Messenger RNA from Mangifera indica (mango), 1876 nucleotides. RefSeq names its product CBL-interacting serine/threonine-protein kinase 24-like. The record is from RefSeq and is a predicted model, not a curated record. The transcript is spliced from 15 exons. Gene Ontology annotation, molecular function: ATP binding; protein kinase activity. The coding region runs from base 242 to 1567 and encodes 441 amino acids. Lineage: Eukaryota; Viridiplantae; Streptophyta; Magnoliopsida; Sapindales; Anacardiaceae. Gene Ontology annotation, biological process: protein phosphorylation; signal transduction.
UGUAGUUGCGAUGUUAAUUGUGACUUCGUAAACAAAAUAAAACCGAACUCUUUAGACCAAAAACACGAUCGCUUUAAGCGGGUACCUCACCGGAGGCCGGAGCUGACAAACACACUGCAACUACAGAAAGUUCACGUCUACUUUCAGUGUAACCGCACUUUAUCACCUCAGAGUUGGCUCUAGUGAAGAAGUUGGGCGAAAUUGGGGGUGUUUUGUUGGGAAAUAUGUAUUUGGGGGAAUCAUGAUGAAAGGAACGAGGACGGUGGGGAAGUAUGAAGUUGGAAGAACAAUUGGCGAAGGAACCUUCGCCAAGGUUAAGUUUGCGCGGAACAGAGAGACAGGGGAAAGUGUAGCCAUGAAAGUUUUGGUUAAAAGUGCUAUUCUGAAGCGUAAAAUGGUUGAUCAGAUUAAGAGAGAGAUAUCCAUUAUGAAGAUUGUCAGGCACCCAAAUAUAGUUAGGUUGCAUGAGGUUUUGGCAAGCCGAACAAAGAUAUAUAUUAUCCUUGAAUUUGUGACAGGAGGAGAGCUCUUAGAUAAAAUUUUUCGCCAAGGAAGACUUUCUGAGAAUGAUUGUAGGCGAUGUUUUCAACAGCUUAUAGAUGCAGUUGCUCAUUGUCACAGUAAGGGCGUGUACCACAGAGACCUAAAGCCUGAAAAUCUUCUUCUUGAUUUGUAUGGAAAUUUGAAGGUUUCUGACUUUGGGUUGAGUGCAAUGCCCCAGCAAGGGGUUGAACUUCUUCACACCACUUGUGGAACCCCAAAUUAUGUUGCCCCUGAGGUCCUUGGCCACAAAGGUUAUAAUGGUGCUGCAGCUGAUGUGUGGUCAUGUGGAGUAAUACUCUUUGUUCUGAUGGCUGGAUAUCUUCCAUUUGAAGAGACAAACCUUCCGUCCUUGUACAAUAAGAUAAAUGCUGCCGAGUUUUCUUGCCCAGUUUGGUUUUCAUCUGGGGCAAAGUCAUUGAUUCAUAAGAUACUUGAUCCAAAUCCCAGAACUCGUAUUCAGAUUGAAGGAAUUAGAAAAGAUCCAUGGUUUCAGAAAAACUAUUUGCCUAUUAAACAUAGAGAAGAAGAAGUGAAUUUGGAUGAUGUCUGUGCUGUUUUUGAUGACAUUGAGGAAGGUUAUGUAGCUGAGCAGUCCAAAAAUAAAGAGGGGGGUCCUCUGGCAAUGAAUGCAUUCGAGAUGAUUACACUAUCCCGGGGGUUGAAUCUAGCUGCAUUGUUUGACAGACGACAGGAUUAUGUUAAACAGCAAACUCGUUUUGUAUCUCGCCAACCAGCAAAUGUUAUAAUUUCAAACAUUGAAGCUGUUGCAGAAUCUAUGAGUCUCAAGGUUCAUUCACGUAAUUACAAGAUAAGACUAGAAGGAAUUUCCGCUGGUAAAGUUGGACAAUUUGCAGUUGCCCUGGAGGUUUUUGAAGUUGCACCAUCCCUUUUCAUGGUUGAUGUUCGAAAGGCUGCAGGAGAUGCCGUUGAAUAUCACAAGUUCUACAAGAAUUUAUGUUCUAAACUAGAAAAUAUCAUUUGGAAACCAGAGGGUUCCACUCUGCAUAGAACAGAGACUUGUUGAUCCUUUGGUGUGGGUGUGAUGCGAUUCUGUCGGCAGACAGGUCCGAGGAAGCUCUCUUUCCUCAAAACAAUUGUUGUAACAUUUGUGUGUGCUUCAUGUGUGAAUUUGUUUUAAGGUCAGUGAUCUCCUUUCUCAGGUAUGACCAUAUUUUUCCUUUGUAGUAUGUAUAUGGCCAAGUCCACUGGGGAGACCAGUCUACUUUGCAUUUAGUGGCUUUUGUAUUUUGUAUAAUGCAAUAUGAUUAUCAUGAAUAGCAAUAUGAAAAAUGUCAUGCAGUUUCAAUGUAAAUGCUGCAUGUUUGAUCCUCCA